Messenger RNA from Linderina pennispora, 1065 nucleotides. Its product is annotated as LuxS/MPP-like metallohydrolase. The record is from RefSeq and is a predicted model, not a curated record. NCBI's taxonomy places the organism in Eukaryota, Fungi, Kickxellomycota, Kickxellomycetes, Kickxellales, Kickxellaceae. The transcript has a single exon. Gene Ontology annotation, molecular function: metal ion binding. Bases 80 to 892 code for a protein of 270 amino acids.
CGCCUCUCCACUUUUGACAAUAUCACCCUACCAAGCAAGCCACCCUGCAUCAAUAUAUAUUCAACACCCUUACUUGACCAUGUGUGCAGGCAAGCAGUACACCAAACUCGACUCGGUCGUCUACGAGAAUGGCAAAAAAGAUGGCGGUGCCGGCCACAUCGUCACCAUGUAUGAGAAUAACCGCUGUGGCCUGCGCGUUGUCCUCUGCAAAAUUCCUGGGGCAAUGUGUUCGCUGGAGAUAAUCGUACCGACGCUGGCCACCGACGACAAGGGCACCGCACAUGCACUUGAGCACCUGGUUCUGCGUGGCUCCAAGCACUACCCCCACUGCGGCUACCUAACGGCAUUCAUGCAGCGCAACUAUUGUGCCGGUCGCAAUGGAAUGACUUGUGCCGACCACACCGUCUAUGUUGCCAGUGCAAUCAGUGAAAAGGCCAUUGGCAGGCUUUUGCCUGUAUAUCUCGACCAUGUUAUCAACCCACUGCUUGACCCGCAGCAGCUGCCCACGCAGGUCUAUCAGAUUAAUGACCAGGGCCAUGAAGGCGGCGUUGUGUACAACGAAAUGCUCUCCAGAGAAGACAAGCCUGAUGAUAUUGUUAUUCACACGAUGCUAAAGAAGCUAUAUCCUGACCACUCGCCUUACGCCCACUAUCCAGGUGGAUAUACUGGACUCCUUUCCACCAUUACUCACAAAGAGAUAGUAGACUUCCAUUCCGAGUUUUACGAUCCUUGCAACAUUACAGUGGUCAUUGCUGGCAGUGUCACAGAGGAGCACAUCAUCAGCGAGGUGCUGGAAAAGAUUCCCCCUGAUAGGUUUACAACUCAGUGCAAGAGUACCUGGGGACGUCACUGCCUCCAGCAUCGGGGGAAAUCGCCCCGUUCACUCAAGUAGCGUAUGCGGCAGGUGACGAUGCCCAGGGCCAGGUGUACUACGGCUGGAGAGGCCCACAGUUCGAGGAUGAGCUUCACUGCAACGCCUACAAUGUGCUUGGAGAGUAUUUGACUCAGAGGGGAUCUGGCCCACUGAGUACGCGACUUGCUGGAGGCACAAAUCCAGUAGCUGCA